Molecule: messenger RNA, 8682 nt
Organism: Lates calcarifer (barramundi perch)
Lineage: Eukaryota; Metazoa; Chordata; Actinopteri; Centropomidae
Gene: mtus2a
Product: microtubule associated tumor suppressor candidate 2a
Exons: 17
Coding region: 619-4998 (1459 amino acids)
Cellular component (GO): nucleus; cytoplasm
Molecular function (GO): microtubule binding
Source: RefSeq, a predicted model, not a curated record
CACUUCUCUUGUGAUCCAGCAGAGAGCGCAAACGUGUUGAAAGAGAAAAUACCCGGGCGCCUGAGCAUAAGGAUGCUCUGUUAGGUGUCGGCUGCAACAUCAGCACCGCUCCUCCCUCUCCUCCUCCUCCUGUCCGCAGCAUCUCUCUCUCUCUCCCUCCUUCAACCGGUUCUGCCACUCAGAGAGAGAGAAAGAGAGAGAGAGAGAGAGAGAGGAGGGAGUGGAAAGACACGCAUGUGUUUUGUUUCGCAACUCCUGCGUUUGACCGACAUUCUUCAGUGAAUCAACACCAGAGAAAAAAACCUGAAGGCCACUUAGAACAGAGACGGGAGAGGGACAACAGGAAAGGAUGGAUCAAAUAAAGAUUGAACAGACCACCAUCUCCCUGAAGAGCUAUCAGCUUUGUUAACUCACAGUCAAUGAAGGAUAAGCAGCGAGUUGACAUGAAAAAGAUUUCAUGAGAUGACAUUUUGUCCCUGGGUUACUCAACCGAAGGGCCAUCAUCACACCGACCCUGAAGAGGAGAGACAGGGAGGGAGGAAGUAUUUGUAAUUCAACAGAUGGCCUCAGCACCCUGCAGGUGUCUUUGAGUGAAUCAGUCAAAAGAAUUGGUCCAACAUGAGCGUCCCAACUGGUUUCAAGGGACUCAGGGUCAAUGUUGACAGAGGAGACAAGAUUGGAAACAAAACCCAGAUCCAGUUCCCCCAGUCCGGGGAUGAUAAUGCCAAUCGAUUGUCUUCGAUUGGUGAUCAAGAAGGAAGAGGACUGAUUGAAGACACAGGGUACAGCACAGGUUCCAUUCCUCCUUUGGUCUCUCAGAGUGAAUCCCCUGACAAGUUAGUGAUCUGGGGCUCCGAGCAGCAGUGCAUGGAGCCUGAGAUAAGAGAGUUUGAGGUUUUGGAGUGUCAGGAGAUACAUACAUUCUUGGGAAACAGGGAUCAGGAGGAUGAGAAUGAGGAGGAAGACGAUGGAGGAAGUGUGAGAGAUGGAAAAGAUGAGGGUCCCAUGUCCAUAUCCUCCAGUUCAACUGCCAGCUCUGUUUCAAUCGGUGUGAGGAGGAAUGACAAUGACAGCAACAAAGUGGAGGGCAGAAUACAGAGGGGCAAAGAGGUGCAGAGAAGGAUUACCUGUCAUAGCACUGAAGAGCUUGACACAUGUGUGACGGGCUCAAUAGAGAAGAGGGACAGCAGGUCAGGCAGGGAGAGGAGGAAGGGAGGUCUAAAGGAGUCAAAGUCUGAGACAAAUGUGUUUGUCUCCAGUUUGUCAGCAGUUUCACUCAGCGGGAGCUUGUCGAGUGCUCUGGAUACCAGUGGAGAGGCUCAGUGUCCCAUCUCUCUGUCCAACUCCAAGACCCCUAACCCUUAUCCAAAUGCCAACAACACUACCUCAGCCCAGACCAAGAGAAGGGCAGUCCCUGUGGAUGCCAACCAGAACUCUGCAUCGUCGCAUCCUCAGGAGACACAUGACCGUUCUCAAUUCUGCAGCCAGGAUCAGAGACAAGGGGAAGGAAGCCAUCACAGAAAUGGAUUGUCCGCUGAUGUGGGGCUGGGCCAAAGGAGGAAGGCUGGAUUUGAGGAGAGGGUCCUGCCACCACGACGGCAACAGCUCGUCAGACCCCUCUGUCAGACUGAGAUGGGAAGAUCAAGGAGCAUAGCAGAGCCCAGUGUACAUCAAGCUUCCCCCAGUCACUCUCCAGAUUCAUACAGCAAUGGGUCAAACAGAAAGUUUACAAAAUCAUCUUUACGUGAACCAUCAGAUUUCUCCCACCUGUACAACACAUGUGCAAUCUCCCAGCCCAGACAGCCCAACCCGGCAGCCCAGGGGGAUGCCCCACCUGUGGAAAGACAGCCAGCUACAGCCCCUCGGCACAGUUCCAGUCCCCCCAACCCUCCCACGUUAGAGAAGAGACCCCAGACUCAGCUCACAUACAGACGGAAUUGCUCCAGUCCCAAUAGGACUGGGGUUCAAUCCAGGUCAUCUACCCCUCCCCACUCCCCUCUCAGGACACCCCAGGGCUCACCACGCAGGCAACCCUCCAUGUACCUCGUCUCUAGGAAUGUCUCGGGAGUGGUUAGACACGUCUCAUCAGGAUGCAACCCUGCUGUAACAACGUCAGCUCAGGGCUAUGGCAACAGUUGCUUGAGAGCACCAGUCAAAACUAAUAUAAGCACAAGUGGAAUCCCCAAAGCGCCUCUUAACAACCAGCAGAGCUCCCCCCACUCCAACCACAACUCCAGCCCCAAAGACAGCUCCCCAUCACCUAAACUUAAACCUAAAGGAGUUCGCCCUAAAAUCAUUACCUAUGUCCGAAAGAAUCCUCAGUUUAAGCCCCAAGCUGCUGACGGACCUUAUCAGGUAUCCUCUCUACCAUCCAGGCUCUCAACGUACACACACGGCCAAGCACCUGCUUCCUUCAAAGGCACCACUAAAGACCCCUCCAAGCCCGACGCAGAAACCAGAGGAGCCCCAGCACUCAUUGCCUCCAAUCUGCUCUAUGACAAGUACCGCCAAGAGAUGCAGACAAACAUCUACCCAUCAGGUGUACUGAGCAGGAGUAUCAGGCCCCCUGGACACACAAACACUGUCCCCCCUGCACACACACACGCCACCCCUCAUGCACACACACACAGCCAUACAGCACCGCCGAAACUGGGCAGCAAAGCAGACAACUUCUACGGGACACAGUCAGAAGUGGGAAGAUCUACCAGUUUUAAAAGCAAUUCUGCUGAGGAAACGCUGCAGCCGCGGACGGCUGCUCAGGCCGGAGGGAGCGGCAGUGUCCUGCGCUCUGGCAGAGGUCUGCGCUUGGGCCUGGGAGCUGUCAGGACAGCUACUGGUGCAGCAGCUAAGGGCAGAGGACCUGGUCAAGGUCAGAAGUCAACACUGGUCUUCACCCAGCCAGUCCAACCUGUCAGCCCAGCGACUAAUCAGAAAAGCCAAGAUAACACAGAUGACCAGGUAUUCACCCAACACGCGCCUCCCCCCGCCCCCGCGAUGACAGCGACGGCCCAGCCCCAGCCUGCGGCCUCCAGGUCUUUGCUCCCCAAAGCGAGCCAGUCAGGCCUGCGCCCCCCAGGCUUCAGCUCCAGCCGCCUCCCCGCGGGCCGCCUGGCAGCCUUCGGCUUUGUCAGGAGCUCCAGCGUCUCUUCGGUCUCCUCAGCUCACUCAGCUGACAGCACACAGAGUGACCCAUGCAGGACAGCUCACCGUCUGAGUGUGAGUGAGGAGCCUCCUCUUCACAGAGUGACCACCAGCCCGCCGUCAACAGAUCACCAGAGAGGGGCACCAUGCCGCAGCAACAGUCUUCAGCCGCCCUCAACCCCAGCUCUGCCUCGGCGCUACCUGCCUCCCCAGCCAAGGAGCUCCCCUGGAGUCGGCAGGAAGGAGUUUCAGCGGAGUUCAGAGGUCACACGAUCCCUCCCGUCCUCCCCGAAGAGGCUGGCGGUGGUUCCUCCUAAACCUCAGUCCCCUGUCCAGUCUGGGCAGCGGCUCACAGCAGCAGUGCGGGGGUCAGCUCCCCCGGGGUCCCCUCGCCGGGUGGCCCCCCUGAAGCUGCAGCAAGAGCAGCAGGAAAGCCUGCAGAGAGAGAAAGAGGAGGCUCAGCAGAAAGAGAGAGAAAGGCAAGCAGAGGAGAGAGAAAAGGAGGAGCAAAGAGAGGAGGUUCAGAGGCUGCAGGGACGCUGUGAACAGCAGGAGAGGCAGCUUAGAGCUCUUAGAGAAGAACUGAGGAAGACUUCCUUAGGUCUAGAGGCCUUCAUCAUCACCACUCAGCACUACUGCCUCAAGAAUAAAACCACAGAAGAAAAUGAAAGGAAAUUGUCCAUGGAAAUACAAAAGAUCAGAGAGGAAAUGGCAUCUAACUCAGUGCGAUGGGAGAGACUCCAGCGGGAAAAGACAGCGCUGGAGGUGGCGUUUGAGCGAGAGCUGCAGGAGCUGCAGCUGCAGCAGGAGGCAGAGCUGGCUGCCGUGGAGGAGGGGCUCAGAAAGUGUCACUCAGCAGAGACCGAGCACCUGAAGGCGGAGCAUCGGUCAGAGAUGGAGGAGCUUAGAACUCAGCAACAGGAACAGAUGGAGGAGAUUACAGUCAACCACCAGGCAGCCAUUCAGGAGCUCAGAGGCAUGCAUAACAUCACCAUGGCAACACUGCAUGAGGAGCACGCCCGUACCAUGAGAGACUUAAGGAAAGCUCAUGAGCAACAGAAAAUACUUCUAGAGGAGGAUUUUGAGAAACUCAGGCUUUCUCUACAGGAUCAAGUGGACACUCUCACAUUUCAAAACCAGAGCCUGAGGGACAAAGCCAAACGAUUUGAGGAGGCUUUGAGGAGGAGUACAGACGAACAGAUAGUUGAUGCUUUAGCACCAUACCAGCACAUUGAGCAAGAUCUGAAGAGCCUGAAGGAAGUUGUAGAAAUGAAGAACCAGCAGAUACACCAGCAAGAGAAGAAGAUCUCUGACCUGGAGAAAGUGCAGGCCCAAAAGAACGUGUUCCUCGAGGAGAGGGUCCAAGUUCUGCAGCAGCAGAAUGAAGAUCUGAAAACUCGUAUUGACAUGAACCUAGCCCUGUCCAGGCAACUAUCAGAGGAGAACGCCAACCUCCAGGAGUCUGUCGAGAAGGAGAGCACUGAGAAGAAGCGCCUUAGUCGCAACAAUGAGGAGCUGCUGUGGCGUCUCCAGACCAGUCCCCUCAUGUCCCCCGCCUCCUCCCCACUGCACCGCUCCUUCUCUACCUCCCCUGUUCCCUCAUCCCCAUUCUUCUCCUCCUCACCUGUGGCAUUGUGCGACUCCCCCACUCACUGCCACAGCUGUCCCCAUCAAGUUCAGUACUCCUCCCCCUCCCACAGAGCCACCACCCAUCAAAAUUUCUCCCCAGGACCGGCUACACCCACUCAUAGGGCAGCAAGCAAUCAGAAUUACUCCCCUGGCCCAGCCACGCCCACACACAGAGCGUCAGCCAUCCGCUGUAACUCAACCGCUAGUCUCAACUCCUUACAGAGAUAAGCUCACAUCCCUCUCUCUCCAUUUUCUGACCUGGAUCAUUUUCUUUCAUUUCCUCCUCCUCUUACUCCCUCUUUUGAAUGAGAAUGGAUUUGAAGGGCAUGUCAAUGUGCAUGAAUGAGUGUGGUCUCAAGUGGACAGACGGUACACGGAUAUAACACAGAUGAUACUGACUCCAACUCAGUUUUUUGUCCUAACCUGUAUUUAUAAAGGGUCUUGAAACAUAGACUGUAUAUAUUGUAUCAUAGUGACACAUGGCGUGUCAACAUGUAGUUAAACCUCCCCUGCAUGGGUAGUCCCACAGACACAAACAGACAGAAAGUAGCACACUCCUGUCACCAGAACACAAUACUCUGGUGUGUUAAAAACAUGGCCAUGUCCUUGAUAAAAUAAGCUAUAUCCUCUCACUGGGAUUAGUUUAUCACAGUCAGUUCUGUUUCAAAUGAAAUUUUGAGUCAUGAACUGAAUCAGCUUUUGGCUGAAAUGUUUUUUUGUUUAGUUUUUCAUCUGGAAAAAUCCCCAACAAAGCGCCUUAUAUUUGGUCCUGCCAUCUCACCAGCAGGGAACGACCAACACUUUAUUUCAUAAAGGACUUUGCAUAAAGAAUUAGUUUGUAAAUCAGAGCAAAUUGUGUUUCUCAGCCUCCCUAAGGUGCAUUUAACAUUUUGUAAUUAGUUCAGUGCUGAUACUUUAUGUGGGACAACCGUCCCUGGAACCCCAGCCAUUUUACCUGAAAAAUACAGAGGACUUUAUGUUCAAAGUCUUUUAAAACCUUGCCAGGUCUUCCUAUGGCGUCUCACCACAUGAGCUACUCUUCACUUUCGGGAUCCCUCAGGUCAACUUGCAAAAACUAUGUCUGCCAUUUUAUAUUUACCUCAGCGGGAUUGUGCAGUCUGUUGUGUCUCAACAGCAACAGCAACAACAACAUCAACUACAACACCAACACACAGCUACCAGGGAGCUCAGAGCUAAAGGGGAAACCUAGCACAGGAAUCACUGAUUUAAAGAUUGUUGUGGAUUUCUUCAUAAUGUGAUGUUUAUCUAAUUAAUUUGUUACAUGUAUUUUGCUACUUAAGCAAGCAUGUACUGUGAAGGUCUUCCAGUCUUAACGUGAAACUUAUUAUUGCUGUGAUCCGUCUUAUUUAUUAAGCUUGAGGUGUGAAGGAAAUGAAUGGUGUUUGUAACUUUGAAGAUAUCACCCUUGGGACACAAAUGAAAUAUGUGAUGUACUCCAGAAGAUGUACUGCAGAUUUCUUUUGACUUGUUGUCAUCACAUUCAUAGGUGGAGUUCAGGGGACUGUCUUAUGAUAUGAGUCUAUAAGCUAUGUAGAUUUUUUAAAAAAUACCCUCUGUUUACCUCUUUGUGACGUAAUAGAUUAGUGUAGCCCUUUCUGAACCUGUGUUGACCUCCUCAUAACCUCUGGUUAACCCCUUCCAGUUUGUUUAUCUGAAUGACACUUUUUAUUCUUUAUUACGUUCUAAACCUUUUUUUUUUUUUUUUUUUUUUUUUUGCAAUCUACACUGAAUUCUCAGUGUACAAGAAUAUAUUGUUCAGGGAAUUAUUUUCUAAAUUUAGAUUAGAAAUACUUUCAAUUUUCUUUUGUAUAGCUUCUCUACAAAACAUUAUACACAAAUAUUUCCCAAGAUACUUUUUCCACUUAUAUAAAAUACAAUAGAGAAACCAACCUUUGGUGUAUAAAUGAGAAUUAUUUUAUAGCAUUCAGUGUGUCAUAGCUGCCUCCUGUGCUGUACUCUACUGACUAACUUACCCUCAGGGUCCUAAUCUUUCAUCUGGCUUUGAAUAAGUCAACACUGAAAACCAUGAUAUUAUACAGUGUAAGGUCAGUGAUUUACUUGCACAUUAACAAACUAAGCUAACGCAAUUCAGACCACACAUGGAAAUGAGCUGCCGUAAAUAAACAAAGCUGAGGGUAAGUCUGUGUUAGCUGCAGACAGUCACAGCAAAACUGCUAAAGGGAGCAUGGGUUAGCAUCAGCAACUAAUGUAAUGUAAUGUUAAAAUGUAGGUAGAUGCAUGGGAGGGGGGCAGUAUUGAGGUCCACCACAGGGCCUUGAAACUCCAUGCAGUGCCCCUCGUCACUUUUUCUGUUAAGUUACAGGUUGAGUAAAUGUAAAUUUUUACCAGCAUGUAAAGGAUGAUGUUUCUGGGUUGCCAGUUUUUAAGUAAUAGACUUUUAAGUAGAUAUCUAAUUGCUAUACCAGCACUUUGACGGUCAUGAAAAAGUGAAAAAAAAAAAAAAGAUUCUUUUCAUGGAUCUUCAAAUUUUUUGUAUGAUAAACAUACACAGGGUUAAAAUGCUCUUAAACAAAAGAAUGUCAAGAACAGAAAAGGAUUUGAGAAAUAUAUCUCAAUUCUCACCGAUUUUAUACCGACACUGACGAUUUUGAGAAUGUCUUUGCAUAAUAAGCAAUUGUAAGAAUAUACCAGUCAGAAAGUCACUGUGUUUUCAAAUGUUUAGGAUUGCAGUUCACCUAAGUCAAUGAAUGAUUCUUCAGGGUCCUCCUAAAGGUCACUUCAGGUGCAAAAAAUACAGUCUACAAGGAUGCAACAAUAACUACUGUUUACAAAUGACAACAUAAAGUUACAGAUUUCAUCUUAAAUUAAUAUUUCACCUUUGAAUGGACUAUAAUUUCUAAACAAUGAACUGGUAUUGUAAUGACCCCUCAUUGUGUCCUGUGGACAUCUGUGUCUCACUAUGCGCUGAAUGUCAAAAAUGUAAUGACUGCAUUUUAUACAAGUGAUUCAUGUGAUUUUGUUUAAUAUAGAAGGGCCUCUUGUCUGACCACUAUGUAGCAGCCAUUUAAUAUGUAGCACUUGGUUGAGCCUCCCCUCAAGAAACAUAGGUAAUUUAUUACACAUUCAAAUGUCCAUGUUGAUAUUAAAUGCUGUUGUAGCAAAAGUUUCCAUGGCUUGUCAACUUUCAGCACUAGAAUUUGAAUUUUGUGGAGGUAAGCUAUACUAUUACCCCUUGUGGAUCUGCUCCAGUUUACUGAAUUUGUUCUGGCACUGAUUGUAUGUUUGAAUGUAAAUACAUUUACAACAUGAGUUGUGUCUUAGUGCACCAACAAAGUAAUAGAAGCAUGUUUUUUCUGUCUUUGCUGUUUCUUGCUCUCCCUUUCUCUUCUUUCACCUCUCUGCAUUUGUGAUGGUCAAAAUGUAACUGUAGCGUAUGGUAGGAGGCCUAGAGGAUGAGGAAUGAGAUAGUUCAACAUGUAACGUAUACACAGUAUGUUGAUGACUUUAUUUGUACUUUUUGGGGAGAAUACAGUAUUAAAAUAUUUAAGAAAAGUCAUGGGAUGUUCAUGUUUCAUUUAAGGAUAAGUCCUGCUCUCUAUUCUCUUGUUCACUUGUGUUUAUCUGCAACAUGUUUUUAAAAUACAAUUGUGUAUUAUGGUCAAGUCUCAGCUGAUAUUUUUAUAUUCCUUUGUUCAACUAAUCGUCGUCUUCUUUUUCCAUUCACACAUGCCCGGCAAUAAUAUUCAACUUAAAGACUCUGACUAGGGUGCUAAGAGUUAGCUUUUUGGAUAGCUAUACUGUGAAUACUGACUCACACUUAACCAAACUAUAGCCCUAAUUUUUGAAACCAUAACUUACUCUACCAACACAUGAAUUACUUGACUGUUAAAAAGAUUCAGUGGAUCAAUAAAAAAUAUUUAAAAAUCCAAA